UCUGGUACCCGCAGGAACUCGCUCUGCUCCCGCCCGCGGCUCCAGUGGUUCCCCCUGCAGCUCCCCUGGGCUCGGGCUGCGGUAGUGCAGCCCACGGAGCCGGCCUGCACCCUCUCCUCGGCCUCCCCGCCCCGCCCAGCUCCGCCCAGCGCCAGCUGACACCCAUUCAGCAGGCGAAGGUGAGGCUAGAGGAGGCGGUGCGGAACUUGCCGCCCCCUGCAGCGGCCGCCAGCUCCGCCUGCUGGGGCACCCGGCAGACAAAAGAGGCAGCGGGCAGCGCAGGCAGGCACUCCCCGAGGCUGCAGCAGCGAGCGAUGGCCGGGCGCGGAGGCCGGGUGCUGCUGGCGCUGUGCGCCGCACUGGCCGCCUGCGGCUGUCUCCUGGGCGCCGAAGCCCAGGAGCCCGGGGCGCCGGCGGCUGGCAUGCGGCGGCGCCGGCGGCUGCAGCAGGAGGACGGCAUCUCCUUCGAGUACCACCGCUACCCGGAGCUGCGCGAGGCGCUGGUGUCGGUGUGGCUGCAGUGCACCGCCAUCAGCAGGAUCUACACGGUGGGGCGCAGCUUCGAGGGCCGCGAGCUCCUGGUCAUCGAGCUGUCCGACAACCCCGGCGUCCACGAGCCUGGUGAGCCUGAAUUUAAAUACAUUGGAAACAUGCACGGCAACGAAGCCGUUGGGCGGGAGCUGCUCAUCUUCCUGGCGCAGUACCUGUGCAAUGAGUACCAGAAGGGGAAUGAGACCAUCGUCAACCUGAUCCACAACACCCGCGUUCACAUCAUGCCGUCUCUGAACCCCGACGGGUUCGAGAAGGCGGCGUCUCAGCCUGGUGAGCUGAAGGACUGGUUUGUGGGUCGAAGCAAUGCCCAGGGGAUAGACCUGAACCGGAACUUCCCGGACCUGGAUAGGAUUGCUUAUGUCAACGAGAAAGAAGGGGGUCCCAACAACCACCUGCUGAGAAAUCUGAAGAAGAUCGUGGAUCAGAACACAAAGCUUGCUCCCGAGACCAAGGCGGUCAUCCACUGGAUCAUGGACACCCCUUUUGUGCUCUCUGCCAAUCUCCACGGAGGCGACCUUGUGGCCAACUACCCCUACGAUGAGACCAGGAGUGGAAGUGCUCAUGAGUACAGCUCCUGUCCAGACGAUGCUGUUUUCCAAAGUGUGGCACGGGCGUACUCUUCUUUUAACCCCGUCAUGUCUGACCCCAACCGGCCACCGUGUCGUAAGAAUGACGAUGACAGCAGCUUUGUGGAAGGAACGACCAACGGUGGUGCCUGGUAUAGCGUACCUGGUGGCAUGCAAGACUUCAACUACCUCAGCAGCAACUGUUUUGAGAUCACCGUGGAGCUCAGCUGUGACAAGUUCCCGCCGGAAGAGACUCUCAAGAGCUACUGGCAGGAUAACAAGAACUCCCUCAUUAGUUACAUUGAGCAGAUCCACCGAGGAGUUAAGGGAUUUGUCCGAGACCUUCAAGGCAACCCCAUUGCCAAUGCAACCAUCUCCGUGGAAGGAAUAGAUCAUGAUGUCACGUCCGCAAAAGAUGGUGAUUACUGGAGACUGCUGGUACCUGGGAACUAUAAACUGACGGCCUCCGCUCCUGGCUACUUGGCAACCACAAAGAAAGUGGCAGUUCCCUAUAGCCCUGCUGUUGGGGUUGAUUUUGAACUGGAGUCCUUCUCAGAAAGGAAGGAAGAGGAGAAGGAAGAGUUGAUGGAGUGGUGGAAAAUGAUGUCAGAAGCUUUGAACUUUUAGCCCAGCUUCUCUUCAGCUGCUUUUAAUGUGUCUAUAUAAUGUAGUGUGACGUACUGUGGCCAUAUUAUCCCAGGUUGUGUGCAGUUACUAUUUAAUAUUGAUUCAUUUUUAUUCAUUUAAAUAUUAAGCAAUAUUACUUAAGUAGAUGCUUAGGCAAACAAAACUAUAAGAACCUUAUUUCAUACUCUCCUAUGUAGUAUCUGCUUUCCAACAUAUCCUACAGGAAGGAGUGUAGAAAGGCUUCAUGUGAUCUUGCCAUCUUAGACAAAUACAAUAUUCUAGGUGUUAUUUACAAUACAGCACUUUUUGAAGAAUUCCAGCUUUUACAAGCUAGUAGACUUCUUCUCAUGUAAUUGGUAAACAUGUCACGUGAUGAAUGUGGUUGAAAAACCAGUAGCCGUUGCCUGGAGCUGGCACCUGCUGCUAGACUUGAUCAGUUCCGUGUAAGUUACCAUUUGCCUCUUGUGCUGCUUAGCCACAUACGCAUGAUCUUGUGAGUGCAUUUUCAAUAGAAAGAAAAUUACACAUGUUUACUAAGAGGCUUAGUGAAAGGGUCAAAGCUGC
Molecule: messenger RNA, 2309 nt
Organism: Ochotona princeps (American pika)
Lineage: Eukaryota; Metazoa; Chordata; Mammalia; Lagomorpha; Ochotonidae
Gene: CPE
Product: carboxypeptidase E
Exons: 9
Coding region: 315-1745 (476 amino acids)
Biological process (GO): proteolysis
Molecular function (GO): metallocarboxypeptidase activity; zinc ion binding
Source: RefSeq, a predicted model, not a curated record